Messenger RNA from Nymphalis io (European peacock), 7962 nucleotides. RefSeq names its product rho guanine nucleotide exchange factor 6 (gene RtGEF). Bases 59 to 2158 code for a protein of 699 amino acids. The record is from RefSeq and is a predicted model, not a curated record. The transcript has 9 exons. Lineage: Eukaryota; Metazoa; Arthropoda; Insecta; Lepidoptera; Nymphalidae. Gene Ontology annotation, molecular function: guanyl-nucleotide exchange factor activity; protein binding.
UAUGAUGUUUUACGUCGAAUGUUCUUUUUAGGAAACAUGCUAUCACAACUUCGCCAGAAUGUCUACUGAAAAUUGCUUAGUGAAAGCAAUAUACUCAUUCAAGGGUAAAAACAAUGAUGAGCUAUGCUUCAAAAAAGGUGACAUUAUCACUGUCACUCAAAAAGAAGAAGGAGGUUGGUGGGAAGGAACAUUAGGAGAAACGACAGGAUGGUUUCCUAGUAAUUAUGUUACUGAAUAUAAAGACUCAUCUGGCUCCAUAACAACUUCUCCAAUAAGAGCAGCUUCAGAGAUUCAAGCUUUCAGAAAUGUUGUGCUCAAAGAUAUAAUUGAUUCUGAGAAAGCCCAUGUUGCUGAGAUGCAGGGCUUAGUUAGCAACUUUUUACAGCCCUUGGAAGAAAGUGACAUGCUCACUAAAGAUGAGUUUAAGCAGUUAACAGGAAAUAUUAAUGAAGUGUUACAAGUACAUGAACAGUUUCUUGAUUUAUUGGAAGAAUGUGCAAUGAAAACAGGGCCAGACCAGAGAGUUGGUGGCCUGUUUUUGCAGUGGGCACCUAAAAUUAAAUCAGUGCACCAAAUAUAUUGUGCUGGUCACCCCAAAGCUGUCUGUAUACUUGAUAAGUACAAAGAAGAACUUAAUACAUGGAUGGAAAAUGCAGGGGCUGUUUGUCCAGGAGUAUUGGUACUGACUGCUGGUCUAUCAAAACCAUUCCGACGUCUUGGAAAAUAUCCUGCAAUGUUGCAGGAAUUGGCUAGGCAUGUACAUGAAGCUCACCCCGAUAGAGGGGAUACACAUAGAGCUUCAAUUGUUUUUAAAGAUAUUGCUAGUGGUUGUGCGGCUUUAAGACGCCAAAAAGAGCUUGAACUUCAAGUGGUGACAGGAGAAGUUCGAGGCUGGCCAGGAGGUGAACUAACCUCACUUGGUGAUGUACUUCACAUGGGCAGUGUGGCAGUAGGUCCCUCCCACCAAGACCGGUACCUUGUGCUCUUCCCAUCUGCUCUGCUUCUUUUGUCAGUCAGCAAACGUGUGUCCGCAUUUGUUUAUGAGGGAUGUCUUCCACUUACUGGUAUAACAGUUUGCAAAUUAGAUGAUACAGAAACAAGAAAAAAUGCAUUUGAAAUUAGUGGGCCGAUGAUUGAUAAAAUAGUUGCAGUGUGCCAAACCAGGGCUGAGGCGGACAACUGGGUCAGUUUACUUCAGAAACACUCCAAUAAUAGCAGCCCUACUCACGAGACUACUCAGCCACAGUCCUUACCUCAUAUGGCCAUGAGCGACAGCAGUAACGAAUUGUCGUCGGGCCUCAGCAACCAUAAAAGAUCCCAUUCAUUCAACAACCAUCAAAGCUACACUCAGCACACUCAACAAACACAAAAAAAUAAACACAAGAAUCAAUCAGCGCGUUGGCUUCUGAAUUCAUGCGACUCGCUCGAUCAAUCGCCCGCUAAAUCUUGUAAAACACCAAUUGGAAAGAAAUUUUCUUCGGUUGAUUUCAUCGACGCAGCCGACUCAUCGUUUAGUAAUAAAGGGUGGAGUAUAACUUGCCUCCGCCCCGCCCCGCCGCUGCGGCCGCAGUCCUUCACCGUCGGCUCCGACGAGAACAUCGGACCCACGCAUCCUUACGCGCCUCACCAGAGAAAGUCUAACUCCUACGAAGAGGAUGCGCUCAUAUUGAAAGUCAUCGAAGCAUAUUGCACUUCGGCCCGCUGCAGAAACGCCGUUAGCUCCGUGGACUGCGGCCACUUUUCUCUCGGUAAAGUACAAUAUCACGCACCCGCCACUAACAUACCUCACUUUAACCACACUAAACUGCCGGCGCUCCAGCGAUGCGGAACGCCGGAUCUUACGGGCCGGACCGGGUCGCGAGUCAAACGUAACAAAAGCUCCUCGGCGGCGGACGCGUACCUGUACCGCGCGCCGGAGGCGAGGAAGCUGAUAUCGGAGCGCAAGUUCCAGCUGAACCGGUCGAACCCUAACUUGUGGGACUGCUCGGAGCGGCGCCGCACGCUGGCGGGCGCGCACGAGCGCCGCAGCGGCUCGCAGCCCAGCCUGGCGCCGCGCCCCGCGCCGCCCGCGCCGCCCGCGCCGCCCGCCGCGCGCUCCUCCACGUGGUGCUGCGGCACCUUCGUCAAGCAGCUCACCAAGUCUCACCACUUCGACUGACACUAAGCCCCUCCUCCGCUCUCGACUCCUCGUCGUUCCGAUCGCUCGUCUCGUCGUUCCCCGACGCCGCACUCGAAGGCCUGUUGUUCGCGAUUGCUCGUGACGAGUGACCGUCUGGCUUUUUGAAUCGUUCACCACUGUCACUAAUUGUUUUAAUGUCCUAAUUCUGCCGAUAACUAAUACGUACCUUUCGUCCGUACCAUACCUUCAUGGUAUUGAGAUGCAUGCCCCCGAUGCGAUUUUCGUGCCAUUAAAAUACGAAUGUAGUUUGUUUAUUGGGAUGUAUUUGUAGUGCAUGUUUCCAGUAUUAUUCAAUUUUACUUAUAGUAGAUGCUUCUUACUACAAUUGGUGCAUUAGUAACAUGAUUAAAUGUAUAAAAUAUUUUUUAUAUACCUACUUUAAGUGCCACUCAUUAUAUAUUUACAAGAUUAAGCUUUUAUAUAAAUACAUGUGCAUUGUAUAUUAUAACUAUUAUUUUAUCGACAGCUGAUAUUCAUUUUUAUAAAAUAAGUUAUGAUCUAUUAUAUAUAUAUAACAUAUGUAUGCAAAUUAGUGUUACUGUAAAAAGCUUACAAAGUUGUGUUUUUGUUUUUAAAUGUUUAAUCAAGUACGUAAGUGAAGUGCAUACGUCGAUGCUAUCGAAACGACGACCCGUUGUUUACUUUAAUUUAAAAAAAAUGUUUUUGAAGAGAAGCAACACAAUCGAUUAAAUUAUAUACAUACGUGAUUGGAAUAUUGUUUGUUAUUUAUAAAAUUAAAAGUAAAAUUAAAUGAUUUUUUUAUACAUAUUUUAAUAUACUAUAUAAUUAUAGUUACUAUUGAAUCCAUACAAUCAAUAUUGUUACUAACAAUCUUACAUUACGUUUAAUAAUACGUUAAAAUUGUCUCGAAAAUAUAGAUAAAAAAUAGUAUUCUAAAAAAGCUCUAGAGGUUUUAGUCAUUACGGAUACAGUUAUCAUAGUUCCGUUCGUCACCGAUACACUUCAAAUGAUAACUCCCGUUGUUUCGUGUUCUCCUAGUACUGGUAGUGUCAAUACAUUUACGAUUUCAACAAAUGUAUUAUUCAAAAUGUUACUCGGUUUCAUAGAGUUCAAUCAUCAUAAUGCUUUAACUUGGUUGUGUAUUCCGAGAGAAAAACAUUAGUUUUUAAAAUUUAUUAAAUAAUAAAAAAAAAAAAAAAGAUUUUUAAAGUUCUCUUACGUAUCGAUUGUCAAAAUCUAAUACCGGUACGAAUUCUUUUCGGACCUCUACGAACACCUCAGGUCUGAUAAGAACCGCCAAAAGAAACAGCGGGAUUUUCUUUUUUUUUUCUUCAACAAUAGUAGUUUACAAUGUAUAACAAAAAAAAUAUUUUAUAGGAAUAUUUUUUUGCUGAUAUUCAUUCACGUCAGCGUCGCAAAGAUAUCAGAGAAUAUAUAAAAGUAGUCAUCUAUUGAAUGAGCUCGGCCUCUGAUUGGAACGUCUCACUCUAACAAUAUACAUCUCUCAUCGGAUCGUUGUUAAAAAGCAGAAUCAUUUUUGAUGUUACAGAUGAUAUCUUUCUAAUUUACCGGUCAUUCUAUUUUUACUUUAAACAUUUUUAUUCUUUACGUCUUUUAUAAAACAAACGUUUUGUUUCUAGAAAUGUAUUUUCCUUAAUAGAUUUUUGUUUAGAAAUCAACUCUACAUUACUGCUUAAAAUGUCGGCUAUUGCUCGGCGAAUUUCUCUCCUUUUUGAGGAGAGAUUUGGAGCUCACUCCGCCACACUAUGUGAGUUAUGACUUGUGGCUCACGUGUGUCUACAUGUGUAGAUUUUCGCCAAACAAACGGAUUUCCACGUGAUGUUAUCUUCACCGCCGAACACAAGUUAAGGACAUGAAAAUUCAAUGGUGCUUGGUCGGGUUGAACCCGUAAUCUUCGGUUAAAAUUCACGUAAUCUAGUAGGCUACUGGGCCAUCUCGGCUCUUUACUGUACAUAACACUUGAAAGUAAUUUAUCAAUUGACUAAUUAAUAAUGUUUAAAUGUACAGUAUUCAAAUACAAAUGUAUUUUCGUUGUUCACAUCAAAUUUGUAUUAUAAUAGAAAACGAGGCAAAGUUAAUAGGAAAUGAGUGACGGUAGCUACUCGUCUGCAAGCCCAUGAGGUAAUCAAAGUGGACGGCGUAGCUACAGCCGUCGGGUGCAUUUGUUAAAUAUUUAAUAACCUUAGCGCACUCGAAGCGGAACGUUUUGUACCUAAACUGAAUACACAUUAGCCGUCUACUUCAUUCAACUUAUCCCGUAUAUAAUACCUAGUUUUCUGCCUUUCGAUACCAGAUUGCUGUUUGUAAAUUGUAAUUGAGUAACAUAUGCGACUUGACUUGCCUUUUCUAUAAUUCAAAUUGAUAUUCGUUCUGAAAUUGGGCCGGUCAUGAAAACACAAUUUAAUUUCCGAUGUAUUCUUUGCUUUAAUGAAAUGGAAGGUAAUUUGGAAAUACUAGGAAAUUAUGUGUGCUAUCUUAUCUAGUGUUUUUGUAGACGAGUCGUAUUCCGACAAAAGCAAACUAUGUAAGAUUGAUUUUUUUAUAUAAAAGCCCUUUCAAAAUAUUGCAGUAUAUGUGUAUACAUAAUACAGGUAUGUAUAAGCACAAACAAACGAAGAAGGUAAUUCGUCCCGUCUAAGAUGUUUUAGAGUAUGUCUAGCCUUGUCGUAAAAUGUCAUUAUUAAAACACAAAAUAUGGAUAAACGGCUACCCGUCCCGACUUCGUACGGGUAAAAUUCAUACAAAAUUAUCCAUACCUUAAAGAUCGAAAAAUAUUUUCUUAGCUGAUGCUUACGUAAUAAAAUAAAUAUUAAAGUUGAGCUGUCUAGACUCUAGUUUUGGCUGAUUCAGUCCGGACAAAUGAUUUUGUAAUUGUAGAUAGUAAAAAUGAAAGCUCUUUUCUUAAAUUAAUCUAAAAUAAUAAAGAUGCGAUUGUCGGUAACACUAAAAAAAUUAAACAAUAAAAAUUAUAUAUUAAAGUCAAAACAAUGAAAACCAUUAUGAUAAUAUUUGAAAAGUGUUUGAUUUUCUCGCCCGUUGCUUUCAGUUUUCUUUUAAAACUAAAAAAUAAAAGACCAUUUUUUUUAUAACAUUGAACCUACAACAAACAAAAGCUGUAAUUUUAUAUUUUGUCAUGUCUGUGUAUAUGAUAUCUGUACACAAUGGUAUAGUUCUAUGAGUGUAUUAGAUAUUAAUAUUUCAUACAUUGUAGAUUAGCGUCUGUAGAAGUUAUGUUCUUUAAAGUACUAAUAUAAUACAAAUAACUAAAAUUGAUCUAUUGGAGAGUUUUAGAUAUUUUGGCUACUACUAUCUUGUAUUUUUAUUAUUUUAAUAUUAAAAUAAAUAUUUUGUAAAUUCAAAGUUGCACACUCCACUCAUGUUGCAUGUUAUAAAAUGAGCAAUCAUUAUCGAAUUAAUUAUCGGUUUUCAUAUAUUCCCCCCAUAAAUCCUAUAAUGCAAAGAAAAUAAAUUGUAACUUUGAUCAAUUAAAUAUUACAUCCUAAGAUUACUUAAUUAAAUUAGCUUUAAGAUGUCUACAUACAUUUUUACAACUACUAUAUUAAAAAGAAGCAGAAGAAUUUAAAGUGAUAUUGUUGAGAGCCAAGAACCGUCGAAUACUCCACGCUUUCAGGUUUGAAGCGUACAAAAAUAUUUCAUUAACUACUAAAUAACUUCAACUAAAUUCUUCAUAAAUAUAUUUUUUAUUUGUAUAAAAUGCAAAAAAAUAGUCAGUAAGAACUUUAACCGUUUUUUAUAGGUGAUAUUUAUAAUGUCGAGGUAGCUCAGUGGUUAGAACACGCGAAUCAACGAUAACUAUGGGUUCAAACCUAGGCAAGUAGUACUGAAUUUUCAUGUGCUUAAUUUUGUUUAUAAUUCAUCCCGUACCAAAGUGAAGGAAGAAAUUGUGAAGAAAACAGUAUGUGUCGGGGGACGAACCCGCAUUCGAACAGCGUGGUGGAAUAAGCGCCAAACAUUCUCCUCAAAAAGGUCUUAGCCAAACAAUGGCCAUUUCCAGGCUGUUACUUGAGUUUUCAUUUUUAAUAACUUUACUUUUAAAAGUUCUACAAGAAGUGAAUGUGGAUAUUCCAACCGUUUUACACCUGGUUACUUAUUUAAUGCGUCGCGUCGCGUUGAAACGGUUUCCAUAAAUCUAGAGCAGUUAAUGUAAAGAGUCGUGCGACGGCAACGCUAUAUUAUAUAAAGAUACCUCCCCUCCACUUUUAAUGAGUAUUCCUAAGUGAAAAAAAAACCACUCUGAAUUCCAAGUCAAACAAAGAACGUUUUUUCACGUUAUAACUGUCCGCUCGUUUGUCCUACGAUUAAAGUCUUGUACAAUUUUCUUUGUAAUUCGUUUAAUUAUGAAUAUUAAAGAACUCUAUGCAUAUAAAUAUAUUUCAAUUCAUUCGUUUCUUUCAUUCAUAUAUUAUAAAAUGGUUUUAGUUAUAAACUUAAAACAUAGAUAUAUGUCUAUUUCAAAUUACUCCAUAUCUACAAAUGCAAGAUAAUAUCUUUGAUUAAAUAUCUGGGUUCGUUUUAUAUCUGUAUUUUUUCGUUUUAUAUUUGUAUUCAAGUGAUAAUACACUAAUUAAAAUUCAUAUUUAAAAUCCGAUACAAUAUAUAUACUAAGGAACGAAACUCCAAAUUACCCAAUAUAACAAUUGCUUCCCACAUAUUAACGUGUAUAUAAAACACAGAAUCAAAAUUAUUAAUGUAUUAUAAUUUUUGUGUUUUAAUGUUAAAAUAAUAUAACGAACAAAACGUAUGUUUAUGUAUAAGUAGCUUACAACGAAUGAAGUAUUAACUACUAAAGUUUAACAUUUCCCUUAAUAUCCAUAACACAUAUUACGGUUUAGUGAACUUUAGCUAUGGUCUCAACUCGCAACGAACAUAAACUAAUGCGGUUUUGUAAUCGGUACAACUUUACGAUCCUCGUAACAAAACAAUGAGUUCCUAGUAACAGGUACAACGUAUCUGCAAGUAAUCUUACCUUCUAAUAUUUUGCCCUGUUCGUAUUUACAUGAACAUGUUUGUUUUUCGUUUAUUUUUAUUAUAAUAACCUUAUCAUCAAAGUUCCUUUCUGGCUUUAUCGCAAUUGUUUCAAUUUCAAGUAUUAAUCGUGCUUUGUAAUUUUUAUUUAAUUAUUUAAUUCAACGGUAGUAAUAUCCGUUUUAAUGGAAACAUGUAAUUGAUGUUACUAAAUCAUUUUGAGAUCCUAUUUUAAUUAUCUAGUCAUUUGUUUUUUUUUUUAUCAAUCGAUUACUAUCAAAGUGAAUAGGAUAAGUUUAAUAAUGAAGAGAAAUGAAAUGUGUCAAAUAAUAUUGGAAUGAAAAUAUAUAUGAAUUAUUUAACAAAAUAUUAAUUUGUAAAAUUUUGAAACUAACAAAUAAAUUGAUAGUGUUAUAAUUUAGGUAAUAGCCAUAUAAUUUGAUCUUAUAGAGGACGAAGAGCUAUGUUUAGUAUAAAGGAGAGGUAUAUAUAUAUAUAUAUAAUUAUAAUAUUUAGUAUCUAGUUGUUUAAUACUAUUAAUAUAUCAAAUAUUACGUGUGUUAUAAUAAUACGUAUAUUUAUUUUUUUAACGAAAAUUAUUGUAGAUUGUAUGUAUAAGUAUUUAAAAUAAAUAUUAUAAAACAAUAUAUAGUUUUUAUAAACAUAAACGACGGCACUUCAUUUACAAAUAACCUACAAACAUCAAUCACAAACACAACGAAACUAUCCAAACUUAGCACACACGAAAACAAAACCGCCAAAACAAGGUUGGUAAUAUUUUAGAUAAAAAUAUAUAUAAAUUGUAUCUAUAUCGG